Molecule: messenger RNA, 1491 nt
Organism: Cadophora gregata
Lineage: Eukaryota; Fungi; Ascomycota; Leotiomycetes; Helotiales; Ploettnerulaceae
Exons: 3
Coding region: 206-1072 (288 amino acids)
Source: RefSeq, a predicted model, not a curated record
GCGGAGACCCCAGAAUGUUGUUCUUCUGAACACGCGCUCUCUCUCUCUUUCUCCCUCUCUCUCCCCCUAUCUCUCCCUAUCUCUCAUUCUUUCACUCUUAUUCACUCUUAUUCACUCUUACUUCCAAUUUUCCUGUAUCACCGACUUUUGCGUGCCUUUUUUCGAGCCAUCGGGGACUUUCCUUCUUCUCAGCCUCAACUCCAAAAUGGCGAUCCUCCCAGCCGUUCCUGGCCUCGAGGUCACUAUUCAGUCCCUCAAUCAAGACCUUCCCGAGUACGAUGACGAUGGCGACUUCACCCAAAGCAAAUUUGCACAUCUGCCGGAAGGACAACGAUCGCAGAAGUUUGUCGAGUGCAAGACCAACGCCGAGUUUCGAAUUCGGCUUGUAUUAAAGCAUCCAUACAGGAUGGACUGCCAAAGCCUUGCGUUCAAGGCAAACGUUGAUGGUCAUGGAAUUGCGCAAGCUACGUGCACGGAUGCCUGGUUUGGCAGAUGUUCUGGUUAUUAUAUGGAACUCAUCACUGCAAGACUCGAUCGUAUCAGUCCGACCCAGUUGUCUAGCAGAACCCUGAAAUUCAGCAGCAUCAAGAAAGUUGACGAUCCUGACUCGAGCCGUGUCAAGAAAGAUGCAAAGGCGCUGGCAGGUAUCGGUGAGAUUGUGGUUUCGGUUCACAGAGCUGUCCAGAGAGACUCGAACCCACCAGUUGUUGGAAACUACAAUUUGGCACAACACAAACCUCCUGAAGAAGUCGCAGAGAAAGCAUUGAAAGGCAAGGCUAUCUCCCAUGGCGUGUCGUAUGGAGAGCAACAAAUAGUUACUCGAACGGCCAAGGAGACUGUGGAUCUGGAUGGACCACACCACCCUAUCGGCGUCUUUGUCUUCAAGUAUCGCUCUCGAGAGGACCUUCAGGCCGAGUUGAUCAUCCCUCGCUCACCAUCACCUGAGCCAGUGCCAACCCCGCUUCGUGCUCGUAGCAGCAAUGGUAACAAUGCCAAGAUCAGCGCAGAGGCACGACUGGCUCAUCUGAAGGUAGGCAUGAUCAUGACCGAGACCCUACGGAAACUAACAUGAUUUCUCUAGAAAGAAAUCGCCGAGAUCAAGGCGGAGACAGAAGAUAACUCAGAAGGACGAAAGAGAAGCUGGGCAGGCGAGGCUAGCGGUAGUGGUAGUGGUAGUGGACGACCUCUCAAAACUUCUCGUGGAGCCGAUGGCAACGUUGUCAUUGAUCUCACGGACGACUGAUCGACCGACCUACCUUACGUUCAACAUUUUCUUCCUGCCUCUGUAUUCGGCAACAUACUUAUCGCACUUUCCUUUGCUCAAUAAUUGCGCUGAAAGCAGAUCUGAAAUUUGGGGCGCGUGGCUACUUGCCCAGGAAUUGCGUUAUAUGAUACCCAUGGUUACUCUCACAUUUUCUCAGGAUGGCGCAAAAUGUGAUGGUUUUACAAUGAUAGAUUGCUUAUUUUCAAUGAAAUACGUUCAUCAAUGCG